AUGCACACUGGUCAAAGUCCAACCCAUCAAAAUGAAACAAACUACGGCACAAGUCAAGCAUAUGCCAUGCAAACCCCGCUAACACAACACAACUCACUGCAACUGCCGCCACAAGAACAUAAAUAUAAACGAAACUACCGAGCAUGCCUUAAUUGUCGUGUGCGUAAAGUCAAAUGUGAUUUGGGACCCGUGGAUAAUCCCCACGAUGGAAAAUGUGCCCGAUGCUUACGUGAGCGGAAAGACUGUGUUUUUGUUGAGAGUAAACGUGGUGGCGCUAGUAAUGUGUUGAACGGGAGACGCAAGCGACAAAAGCAUAGUAAUCUGGGAGAGUAUGAGAGAAGCCAAUCACCUGAACUUGCUUCGAAUGCUUUUCGUGGAAACCAAGAGCACAAUGCGAAAACAAAUGCAACUGCCUAUGGCUCAUCGCCGCAAUCUUUACCGGGUAUAAAUAGUCUAUUACACGAGGGAGACCUACAGGAUAUGACUAACUUGUCACGACCAAGUCCGCAAUCGCAUGAGUCCAUGCCAAAUGAACCGACCCCAUCGACGACAAUGGAUAAAAACAAGAACGACAGCUCCGAGCAAAAGACAGGACAGGGUAGUCACUUUGCUACCAUGGAAGGUGCUUUAGUGUUUUUGGCUAGUGCCGCAGGAACAAUUGCCAAGGCCGAUGAGAGGGACAAUAUCGAUGCAAGAACUAAAUACGAUCAAAUUGAAGCCAUGACAGGAAAUAAUAGCCACAGAACUAGUAUAGACGAGAACAACCUUCUGCCACAAAUAAAUCAAGGGAAAGGAAACACCCCCUACAUGCUGAGACAUGGAUCGCAACUGCAACAUACACAAAGCCAGAGCUCCAAUUUCGAUGAGGCGGCUAAUAGCUCAUGCCCAACGGGCAGAGACGACCUUAUCACUAAUCAACAACGUAGUAAAGACUAUCCGCCUCAGCCGAGCCGUCACAAUUCUACAGAUAAUACCACACAGCACGUGUAUCCAUUUAUGAACCCAACCAGGAACAAGCGAAUGACUAUGCCUGCUGCAGAAAGUGGUUAUGCAAUACGCCCUAAAGCAUCAAAGAAGUUGUCAAGUAUCGAGUAUAUCGGCUCUGCUCCUCAUGGAAUCCUCACAGAAGAAGAAGCUGAACGUUUAAUCAAUUUGUUUUUCUCCACGAUGCAUCCUUAUUUCCCUCACAUUCCGAAAUUCCUCCACUCGCUGAAGGUAUUGUCAGGAUAUCCGAUACUUCUUUGUGCUAUAUUGACAAUAUCUUCGCGGUAUCAUCCAUUUGAAAACAAUGCCAGCAGUUUACAAAACGGAAAUGUACCGAGAAAUAUCGAAGUUCACGACCGAUUAUGGCUUUACGUCCAACGUUUGAUUUCGCAAACAGUUUGGGCUGAGGCGAGUACACGAUCAAUUGGUACGAUAUUUGCAUUUUUGCUAUUCACUGAGUGGAAUCCACGGGCUAUUCACUGGAGGUGGUCCGAUUAUGCCAACAAGGCAGAGGAAGGAGGCAAUGAAAAUGAUGCUGGUGUGGGUGGUUUAAAUGCCCAGGGUGGCGGCCUUGGGGCAAUGAAUGCAACAACAGCUGCAUUUGGCAGAGCAACAGGUGGAAACAAUGGCGGUAGUGCUGAUGGAAGUGAUGGUAACGCAGCAGUUGGAGGUCUGAAUCUUGCCGGAUUAGGAGCAAUGAGGAGAAGUCAUCGUAUGGCGUGGAUGUUGAUUGGAAGUGCUGUGCGUUUAGCCCAGGAUAUGGGGUUUAUGGAGAUGAGCUCAAAGACGUUAAUUGCAACACAUAUCGCUGAAAUCAAUUCAGUUAUGGAUAUAUCACGUCGAUCAAUGCUUGCACAUUCGUUAUCAGAGAUUGAUUUAGAUGAGGAUGAAAUAAGUGAGGAGGAUACCGAAUUUGGUGAAGAUGUCGACGAUGAUGUCAACAUUAUGAAGAUGAGCGAGGAGGAACUUAAACGAGCAGCAAAUGAACACACAUUCAAGUUCACUAAAGCACAAAAGGCGCAAAUUGAACUACUACAAAUAAUGUCCUUGGGACAUGAAUCCUUUUAUGGAUACAAGGCGCAAUUAGGUCAGUUAUCGCAGCGUCAGAAUUUGGCAGUGUUGAACAUAAUCAGUCCUUUAAUCAACAACUGGAGUCGCAAAUACAGGCAACUAUUAGUUCCCACGAGUGGUAAAUUGGCCAAGCAUGUCUCCAAUUUUCAACACCAAUGGACGAAACCCAACUCCAAGAUAUGCCUUGAGGUUAAUGAGUCCAUACAACAAGAGUCGUUUAUUUUUGAAUUUAAUUAUGUUAAGCUAUACAUAUACUCAUUAGCACUCAGUCCGUCGCCGCGGACAUUGAUGGGGAAGAAAAAUAGCCGGGUAUCGUUAAAGUUGGACGAAUUAUCAAGGUCGGCUCGGUUCAUUGAGCAGGCAUUCAAUGCUGCUAAUGAAAUGUUGAACGCUGCCCAUCGGAUCCACAAAUUUAAAAUGUUGCGAUUUAUGCCUGUGCGUUGGUUGACCAGAUUGGUUCGUGCUGUGGCUUUUAUCGUCAAAUGCUACUUGACAAUUACAGCACAAAAGAAUGGCAGUGGCGGUGGUGGUGUUGCUGCGGCAUUUGGAUCCUCAUCAAGAGAGACUUAUGACCCUACAGUAUUGUCAUUCAGCUUGAUUAGCAUUGAUGAUAUAUCUUCCCUGAUACAUCGAGCUGCGUUAACGUUGAGAGAUUGCUCACCGGAUGAAUUGCAUUUGUGUACGCGAUACUCCAAUAUUUUGAUGUAUUUGUACUCGGAGAUGAAGAACAAAAAGAAUGAUCAGGAUGAAUUGGAUAUCGAUCGCGGGUAUCAUUAUUCUCAAGGACAGGACUCUGUAUCUGACCGUUACCAAGCUUAUGAACGUGAGCGUGUGCAAAACAUUGCACAAACAGGCAUGUCGAGCGCUAUUGCCGGCACAAACCAACUGCAGCAGUCUCAUAAGAUUAGCUCGAAUGAUUCAUUUGAGCAACUAACACCCCAAAAUCAACCGUACGAGAAACUGGAUGCAUUCCCUUAUGGUCCAUAUUUCAAGCAGCCCACGAAUGUUCCUACAUCGGCACCAAUUGCAGUUGGUGUGACAGGAAAGCCAAACAGUCCAAUGCAGCAUUCAAUUUCGAACACUGCUUCAGCAUCUGCAUCGGGUUCGGCUUCAGCGUCGGCCACAGCACCAGCAUCAGCCGUGCCUCCACCAGAAGAUAGGCAGCAUCAGACGAAAGCUUCGAUUCCAACAGCAGCCACAGAUCAAAUAGGCACAUCAGGGGGCGCUUUUAGUCAACCAACAUCGGUUGGAAAUAACACUAGUGGUGAGGGAACCAGCGCAGGUAUUGGUGCUGCAACAAACAGUAGUAAUGUAAUAGGCAUCGGUGAUUCAGAAGUGAUGGAUUGGUUUAUGAAUAAUCAAACCAUUGGAUUGGACUUUGUCGCUCCAUGGACAGAAAUGAUUGAACAACAAUUGAAUUCGACCGAUCAAAAUUUCUACUUUUGA
Molecule: messenger RNA, 3501 nt
Organism: Lodderomyces margitis
Lineage: Eukaryota; Fungi; Ascomycota; Pichiomycetes; Serinales; Debaryomycetaceae
Gene: ARO80
Product: Aro80p
Exons: 1
Coding region: 1-3501 (1166 amino acids)
Biological process (GO): positive regulation of transcription by RNA polymerase II; DNA-templated transcription; aromatic amino acid catabolic process
Cellular component (GO): nucleus
Molecular function (GO): zinc ion binding; DNA-binding transcription factor activity, RNA polymerase II-specific; DNA binding
Source: RefSeq, a predicted model, not a curated record